Trifolium pratense (red clover) is the source of this 3822-nucleotide messenger RNA. Its product is annotated as auxin efflux carrier component 4-like. Gene Ontology annotation, molecular function: auxin efflux transmembrane transporter activity. Gene Ontology annotation, biological process: auxin export across the plasma membrane; auxin polar transport. The transcript is spliced from 6 exons. Lineage: Eukaryota; Viridiplantae; Streptophyta; Magnoliopsida; Fabales; Fabaceae. The coding region runs from base 1138 to 3126 and encodes 662 amino acids. Gene Ontology annotation, cellular component: plasma membrane; endoplasmic reticulum. The record is from RefSeq and is a predicted model, not a curated record.
ACACAAAAAUGGAGAAUAAGAUUAUCUAUAAUAAGAGCACACUAUACACUACAAGAAAAUAAGCACUUUGCAACAGUUGUGAUCCCAUCGAAGAUUUGUGUGUUGCAAGCGCACUUUUCCCCGUUGCACUUAGUAAGGUACCAAGGUAUAUAUUGUUGCGAUCUUGUAUUUAUUGUGUUACCUUUUCUGCGGAGGGUUGCAUGUUUUGAGGAUUCUGGGAGAACGAGCUUGGCCAAUGGUGUUUCCCGUGUCUGCCCCUAAGGGAUUCUUGGUUCGAGGUGGACUUUGUGUCGACAAGACCACACAACUCCACAGUGGCUAGCCAAGAGAAGGGUUCACCAUUUGUUCAAUGUGUCUUAUGGUUUCACGUGUGGGAAGCAUUGUAUUUCUUCAUUACGGGUGCCGCCUACGUUGAUAAGUAUUAACUGUCAGGAUUGUACAUGAACAAUGAUGUAUGUUACUCUUGACUUGUACGCGAAGCUAUCUGAAUGAGAUGAAUAUGGACUUAUGAUGAUUAGGUCGUUUGGAUCGAACCUUGACCUAAUCCAGAACAAUGACUUUAUAUUAAGUGAUAAAAAAAAAACGAAAAAAGAUCUUAUAAAUUUAAGAAAAUAAUACUAUUCUUUUAAUCUAUGCUCCUAAGAUACUAGUAGUCAAUAUCUAUUUAUCCAUAUCCUCUCCUCUUAUAUUGUGUACAACAAUUAUAUUUCAACACUAUUAAUUUCCUCACCCAUAUUCAGUUCAAUACACAUCAUUUUUUUCUCUAUAUCAGCCAAAAUAAAAUCUAUAAUACAUGUAUGAGUGUACAAAUAACAUUUUAUAUAUAAUAACCAUCUUUUCAUAUUUUUUUCCCCAUGCCUAUAUGUAUUCUUUAGAACUUACUCCUUCUAUUUUUCAUUUGUAAAUUCCCACUGUCUCUAUAUCUCUCUCUCUCUCACAAAGACACACUCUCUCUUACCUCAGUUGCUUCAUCAGCAAAAUCUGCAGAGAGUGCAGUGCAGGCUACAAAACCUUAACAAGAAAAAAAGUACAUCCUCUUCGUCUCAGUUACCAGUUAGUUAACUAACGGUUUUUAUCUUCUUCCAUUUUAUUCCCAAUUUACCCUUCUACCUCAACCACUCCACCGCCUUCAUCAAAAUGAUAACCUGGGGCGAUCUCUACACCGUUUUAGCAGCAGUUGUUCCACUUUACGUAGCCAUGAUUUUAGCCUACGGUUCCGUACGGUGGUGGAAAAUAUUCUCACCGGACCAAUGUUCCGGCAUAAACCGUUUCGUCGCGAUUUUCGCAGUUCCACUUCUUUCUUUUCACUUCAUCUCAACAAACAACCCUUAUGCCAUGAACUUCAGGUUCAUCGCUGCAGAUACACUACAAAAAAUCAUCAUGCUAUUUGCACUUGCAAUUUGGACUAAUUUCUCUGCUAAUGGAAGUUUAGAAUGGAUGAUCACAAUUUUUUCUCUUUCAACUUUGCCAAACACUUUGGUUAUGGGAAUUCCACUUCUUAUUGCUAUGUACGGUGAAUAUUCCGGAACUCUCAUGGUUCAAAUUGUUGUUCUUCAGUGUAUUAUUUGGUAUACUCUGUUGUUGUUUCUAUUUGAAUAUCGUGGUGCUAAGCUUCUAAUUAUGGAACAGUUUCCUGAAACUGCUGCUUCUAUUGUUUCGUUUAAAGUUGAUUCUGAUGUUGUUUCACUUGACGGAAGAGAUUUUCUUGAAACUGAUGCUGAGGUUGGUCAUGAUGGUAAGCUUCAUGUUACUGUUAGAAAAUCUAACGCUUCCCGGAGAUCUUUCAUGAUGACUCCCCGGCCGUCGAAUCUUACCGGAGCUGAGAUUUACAGUUUGAGCUCUUCCCGGAAUCCCACGCCGAGGGGUUCUAAUUUUAAUCAUACUGAUUUUUACUCUAUGAUGGGUUAUGCGCCGAGACAUUCCAAUUUUGGUGCUGCUGAUGUGUAUUCUGUUCAGUCCAAUUCACGCGGCCCAACACCACGGCCAUCAAAUUUCGAAGAGAAUCCUGCGCUGGCGGUAGUGCCACCAGCGCAGGCUGCUACAAGUUCUCCGAGGUUUGGGUUUUAUCCGACACAAAAUGUGCCGGCAGCUUAUCCAGCUCCCAACCCAGAAUUUGCUUCUGGGUUGAGCAAGAGUGUUAGCAAAAAUUCUCAACAACAGUUAUCACAGCAACAGACAGAGAAAUUGGUUCAGGCACAACCACAAACAGUUACUAACAAUGGUGCUCCUGCUAAAACAAGUAGCGAUGCUAAAGAGCUUCACAUGUUUGUGUGGAGCUCUAGUGCCUCGCCGGUUUCUGAAGCCAGUGGGCUUCAAGUCUUCGGCAGUGGUACUGCUGAUUACGGAGCGUCCGAUCAAUCUGGACGCUCUGAUCAGGGUGCUAAGGAGAUUAGAAUGUUGGUUCCUGAUGAUCAUCCUCCAAAUGGUGUUACAAAUAAAGCUAUGACAGAAACAGAAUUUGGUGGGGAAGAGUUAAAGUUUCCAUUGAAAGAAGAAGAACUUCUGGUAGAAGAAGAUCAGGUUGAGAAAGUGGAAGAACCAGCUGGGCUGAACAAGCUAGGGUCCAGCUCAACCGCGGAGCUACACCCACCAGAUGCCGGAGCAAUCACCGUAAAACACAUGCCUCCGGCAAGUGUUAUGACCCGACUCAUACUGAUCAUGGUUUGGCGGAAGCUUAUCCGCAACCCAAACACGUACUCCAGCCUCAUUGGUGUCAUUUGGUCCCUAGUAGCAUUUAGGUGGCAUGUGCAUAUGCCCAAAAUAAUAGAGAAAUCAAUCUCCAUACUGUCUGAUGCUGGUCUUGGAAUGGCUAUGUUCAGUUUAGGUUUGUUUAUGGCUUUACAACCUAAGAUGAUUGCUUGUGGGAACUCGGUUGCUUCAUUUGCCAUGGCUGUUCGAUUUCUUACGGGUCCUGCAGUCAUGGCAGCAGCUUCCAUUGCUGUUGGUCUGCGCGGCAACCUUCUACGGGUAGCUAUUGUUCAGGCUGCACUUCCUCAAGGGAUUGUUCCAUUUGUGUUUGCCAAGGAGUACAAUGUCCAUCCAGCCAUUCUUAGUACAGGGGUUAUAUUUGGGAUGUUGAUAGCACUACCAAUUACAUUAGUCUACUACAUAUUACUUGGUUUGUAAGGUAUCUAAACAGUAUAAUGAGUGGCUAUCUCUUUUUGAAUUUGAAUCUUCUUUACGUUUGGAGUAUUCAACCAUUCUUGGUGACCAAAGCGUGGAUUGUGCUGAAAUUUUAGCAAGCAUGAGGAUUUUUUCUGGAGGGGCUGAGCAAAAAUCACUAGCUCGUAUCCUAUGAUAUGUUUGGUUUGAGAUAAGAAAGAAGGAAGAAAAAAAAAACAUGAAAAUCAAUAAAUGAAUUUGAACUAUUUUUAGUCUAAAUUCAUUCCCGUAUUUUUCUUACUUUCAUUUUUCUUUCCCUCAAACCAAACACACUAAAGAAUAGGAAAAAUCCUUCGGGUUUCCAAAAAUUUGGGAACAACAGAUAAAUUGACCCAUUGACUCAAAUUCUGAGAAUUCUAGUAGCCAUGCACAUUGACACAAUUUUCAAGAGCUGAGAAAAAGGAAGUAGUAGAACAUAUGAGAGACAAAGCAGAGGAAAACAGGGGAAAACAAAAGUGAAAAGAGUCAAUGAAAUCUAGAAAUGACUCUUCUAAGGAACAUUGUUUAUUGUUUAUCAAUUUAUUUAAUAUUAUUACUAGAUAGUAGUAUAUAGUAUUUUUAGUACUACUUAGUUUAGUAUUAGUAUUUGGUUUGAGAAAACAAAGCUCAUGUAUAUUUAUCAUUUUUAUCUUGUGAGCAAUCAAUGUGUCUGUCUUAGAA